AUGGCUUCUGCUAUAGGAGUCAUCUCCGGGCUCAUCACCAUCUUCCUGUUUGCUCGCGACGAACUUGGUCAGGAUGAUCCACCCAAUGCUGUUCUGAACUUCAAGGUUGGAUUAGACGGCACCAACCCGCCCGCUGGUAUCGAUGGAGGCCCGCUUACCGAUGCGGGUGGUAACAUCCCAGAUGUUCGUCUUUGGAAUGAAAAUGGCGGAUUCAUUGGUAUCACCACCAAUGAUAACAACAACUGCGGUUCAGGCGCCGAUGUCUGCGAAACCAAAGUCAGCGAUGUAGAGCAGCAGCCUACGUAUACCCUACUCACGGGGAACAACGACGCCAUCUGUCUCUCCUGGGCCGCGAUUACAUUCCCAGGAGGCCAGCAGUACGGCUGUCCGCUCGGGAACUGGGCACAAGAGUGCGCAAAUAAUCACGGUGGUGAAGCGACUUGGUACUGGAGCAACAUCUUUCUUGAGCUCGAAGAAGGUGGCGAGGCACCUGUCCCAUGUGCUUGGGUCGAUGCCGACGGCGAUAUGCCAACGACGGGAAUCCAGAUCCACUGGCCAGACUUCUCUCCAGGAACUGCAGGAGAUGUGGGAACAUCAUUCUACUGCGCCAACAACUUCGCCCUGAGAUUCAGAUUUGAUGAGGACCCUAGCACAGUCAUCCGCCCAGCUCGCCGGAGCCUGGAACCCUAUGAAAAUAAGCAAUAUACCCGACUCAGGAAACGCUUCGAGAAGGAUUCCCGCCUCGUCAAAAGUAGUGUUGCACAACACUCGGCUUCGGAAUUGUGUAAUGCUCCGACGUCUGUGGGUCCGAGUUUUGUCUCGUACGCCGAGAGAGCUUUCUGCUAUAUGCCAACCAAGACGGUCUACCCAUUCUGCGAGGAAGACAGUGCCGGUGCGUGCUGGUCCGACGACGAUGAUCUUGUGGUGGUGAAAGGUGAUGCUCGCAUUGAGAAUGUUCCGGCUAUGACAUUCAACCAGACGCUGAGUUGGUGA
This is a messenger RNA of Ramularia collo-cygni, 993 nucleotides long. RefSeq lists its product as uncharacterized. The coding region runs from base 1 to 993 and encodes 330 amino acids. The transcript is spliced from 2 exons. Lineage: Eukaryota; Fungi; Ascomycota; Dothideomycetes; Mycosphaerellales; Mycosphaerellaceae. The record is from RefSeq and is a predicted model, not a curated record.